GGGGUCUAGUUUCUGUGAGAAGUUUUAAUCAGGUUUUAAAUCAAAAUGAAGUCCUCCCUGGCUCCCGGUAUCCGGCUGAUAACGGCCUUUUCCCGGGACAGCUGGUAUCGUGGUUUCAUUCUUUUCCUCACAUUCCUCUUCUACACAGCCUACCAUCUGUCCCGGAAACCUAUCAGCAUCGUUAAGAGUGAGCUGCACAGAAAUUGUUCGACCGUUAUUCGACCAUCAAGCUUGAACAUAACCAAUAAUGAAACCUGGUGUGACUGGGUGCCUUUUGACCAGGACAACUAUCAGGCACUCUUUGGCAUCCUGGAUAACUGCUUCCUGGUUGCCUAUGCCAUCGGCAUGUUUAUCAGUGGCAUUUUUGGUGAACGCCUUCCUCUGCGGUACUACUUGAGUUUUGGGAUGGUAAUGAGCGGAUUGUUUACAUCUCUGUUUGGACUCGGCUACUACUGGAACAUCCACUCUUUAGGGUACUACGCCUUCGUCCAGGUCAUGAACGGACUCAUGCAGACCACCGGUUGGCCAGCUGUGGUGGCUUGUGUUGGGAACUGGUUUGGAAAGGGGAAGCGUGGAUUAAUCAUGGGCGUCUGGAACUCCCACACCUCGGUGGGAAACAUCUUGGGCUCCCUCAUCGCAGGAGUCUUCGUCUCCUCGGCGUGGGGGAUGUCCUUCAUCGUCCCUGGACUCAUCAUUGCCUUCACGGGGAUCCUGUGCUUCUUCUUUCUUGUUGAAAAACCUGAAGACGUGGACUGCACUCCUCCUCAGCAUCAUAGCGUUCAGAACAACAACGAGACAGAGCCUCUCCUGCGCAACUCGGUCAACGGGAACCAAAUCAUGAACGGUACCGUCAUCACGGACCAAACCAUGAACGGUACCACCAUCACGGACCACAUCAUGAACGGUACCAUCAUCACAGAGAUUCCAGAGACGGUGGAGGAGCACCCCGAGGCCAUAAGUUUCUGUGGGGCUCUUCGUAUACCUGGGGUGGUGGAAUUUUCACUCUGUCUGCUUUUUGCCAAACUGGUUAGCUACACCUUCCUGUACUGGCUUCCUCUUUACAUCUCAAAUGUUGCACAUUUUAGAGCAAAAGAAGCAGGAGACAUGUCAACAUUAUUUGAUGUCGGAGGAAUCUUGGGAGGAAUUCUGGCAGGCGUUGCUUCUGAUCUUACUGGAGGAAGAGCGACGACCUGCUGCGUCAUGCUGAUCGCUGCUGCCCCGAUGCUUUUUCUCUAUAACUACAUCGGACAAAAGAGCCUUGGCAUUACAGUUGGUAUGUUGUUAUUGUGUGGAGGCCUGGUGAACGGACCAUACGCUCUGAUCACAACAGCUGUGUCUGCUGACCUGGGAACACACGAGAGUCUGAGAGGAAACUCCAGGGCAUUAUCAACAGUGACUGCAAUCAUUGACGGGACUGGAUCCAUAGGCGCAGCGUUGGGACCUCUGUUAGCCGGUUUGAUUUCUCCAACUGGCUGGAACAACGUCUUCUACAUGCUCAUCUCUGCUGACGUCUUGGCCUGCCUGUUCUUGACCAGACUGGUCUACAAAGAAAUUCGAGGCUGGUGUGGACGUCCUUUCCCAAUCAGAGGGUUUAAAGAAAUCUGAAACCCAAAAUUCAAACAAACAACGAACCGAAACACCGAGGAGGGAAACGACUCAAACAUCCUCGUCUCACCGUCUGGUGAAUUAAAAUCAAGCCGGAAGAUUCGUGGUUCGGAGCUGACGG
Nematolebias whitei (Rio pearlfish) is the source of this 1726-nucleotide messenger RNA. It is a transcript of the gene slc37a2, whose product is annotated as solute carrier family 37 member 2. Gene Ontology annotation, molecular function: glucose 6-phosphate:phosphate antiporter activity. NCBI's taxonomy places the organism in Eukaryota, Metazoa, Chordata, Actinopteri, Cyprinodontiformes, Rivulidae. The record is from RefSeq and is a predicted model, not a curated record. Gene Ontology annotation, biological process: phosphate ion transmembrane transport; glucose-6-phosphate transport. Bases 46 to 1605 code for a protein of 519 amino acids. The transcript has 18 exons. Gene Ontology annotation, cellular component: endoplasmic reticulum membrane.